AUGCGGUCACUCUUUGACGGCACACUCGCGAAAGGAGCCGAUAUAUCUUCACAGCAAAUUGACAACCUCGGGAUUUCAUCAUUACCACCACAAUGGUGGGAAAGAUGGGAUGCACGGCACGAAUACUUUGACAAGGGAGGCAUACCUCCUGGGAACUGCACAGUGAAUCCGCUUCUUGAGCAGGCUUUUGUGGAGGAGAUACAAGCUGCACUAAGGGAGAAAGGAGUUGAAGCGUUCAGUGAAGAGGAAAAAGCAGCUGUUCUGGCUAUUUUUCGAUCAAUGCUCGUUUUUGAUCAUGAGAAACGGGCUUCAGCAAGGUCGUUACUGGCAUCUGACUGGAUGAUGAACUGA
Trichophyton rubrum CBS 118892 is the source of this 351-nucleotide messenger RNA. RefSeq lists its product as uncharacterized. The record is from RefSeq and is a predicted model, not a curated record. NCBI's taxonomy places the organism in Eukaryota, Fungi, Ascomycota, Eurotiomycetes, Onygenales, Arthrodermataceae. Bases 1 to 351 code for a protein of 116 amino acids. The transcript has a single exon.